AUGUUUGCCCGAACAGCCACAGCAGGUCUCCGAACCGCCUUUAGGGCCGCCCCCAGGGCCGGUUUCUCCGCGCCUCGACUGGCCGUCCCGAGACAGAGCCUUCAGAUCCGCUUCCUGUCUGCCGAGACACGCACAGCCAUCGACAAGGCUGUUGCCUCGGCGCCCGUGGUCCUCUUCAUGAAGGGUACCCCUGAGACUCCCGCGUGCGGCUUCUCGCGCGCCGUCAUCCAGAUCCUUGGCCUCCAGGGCGUCGAUCCCACGCGCUUCGCCGCCUUCAACGUCCUCGAGGAUGCCGAGCUGAGGAGCGGUAUCAAGGAGUAUUCCGACUGGCCGACGAUACCCCAGCUGUACGUCGAGAAAGAGUUUGUUGGUGGUUGCGACAUUCUCGUCAGCAUGCACCAGAAUGGCGAUCUCGCCAAGCUGUUUGAGGAGAAGAAGCUCGUGGUGGAAGAGGGCAAGGAGGAGAAGACCGAGUAG
Messenger RNA from Emericellopsis cladophorae, 477 nucleotides. RefSeq names its product Monothiol glutaredoxin-like protein. The transcript has 2 exons. The record is from RefSeq and is a predicted model, not a curated record. Lineage: Eukaryota; Fungi; Ascomycota; Sordariomycetes; Hypocreales; Bionectriaceae. Bases 1 to 477 code for a protein of 158 amino acids.